This is a messenger RNA of Arachis duranensis, 1586 nucleotides long. RefSeq lists its product as uncharacterized. Gene Ontology annotation, cellular component: intracellular membrane-bounded organelle. Gene Ontology annotation, molecular function: thiolester hydrolase activity. The record is from RefSeq and is a predicted model, not a curated record. Lineage: Eukaryota; Viridiplantae; Streptophyta; Magnoliopsida; Fabales; Fabaceae. The transcript has 13 exons. Bases 118 to 1056 code for a protein of 312 amino acids.
AACAGGAAUGGGAACACUAAUAAGCGUUGGGAGAAGUAGUUGGUUAGAAUCAAGUUGAAGCCUUGACUACACUACAAUACACCAAACGCACCUUCCUCAACCCCUUGCGACUUGGCGAUGGCGAUGGCCAUGGCAAUGGCGAUUCUCUUCAUAAUCUUCCCCCUCGCCUACUCCAUUCCCUUUAUCGUCCUCCAUGGAAUUGGAGACCAGUGCUCCAAUCGUGGAGUGAAAACUUUCACUGAGGAAUUGAACAGCUUCUCGGGUGUGAAAGGAUACUGCGUUGAGAUAGGCAAUGGAUCAUGGGAUUCAUGGUUUCUGCCUUUGACAGAGCAGACUAAUAUUGUUUGUGAAAAGGUGAAGCAAAUGAAAGAAUUGAAGGGAGGAUACAACAUUGUUGGGCUCUCACAAGGAACUCAUUCCUGUUGGCUCAUUGUGGAAUUUUGUGAAGGAGGACCUCCUGUUAAAAACUUUAUAUCCUUAGCAGGCCCUCAUGCUGGUACUGCUUCAGUUCCUCUAUGUGGUUCUGGUAUCUUCUGCAUCCUUGCAGACAGCCUCAUCAAGGGACAAGUUUACAGUGACUAUAUUCAAGAACACUUAGCUCCAAGUGGAUAUCUUAAAUUACCAAAUGCUAUACCCGAUUAUUUGGAGAAAUGUAGGUUUCUCCCAGUGCUUAACAACGAGAUACCAAGUAAGAGAAAUUUCACUUACAAGGAAAGAUUUAGUAGCUUGAAGAACUUGGUACUUAUCAUGUUUGAGCAAGACACUGUUUUGAUACCAAAGGAAACUUCCUGGUUUGGAUAUUACCCAGAUGGCGAAUUCAACCCAGUUUUACCACCUCAAGAGACAAAACUUUACAUUGAAGACUGGAUUGGUUUAAGAACACUGGAUAAAGCUGGCAGAGUCCACUUCAUUAGUGUUCCGGGAAAACACCUUGGAAUCUCCGUGGAAGAUAUGAAGAAACAUGUAGUGCCGUACUUGAAGGACCACUCAUCGAAGGAAGAUUACACCAGCAAGGCUGGUUUCUCGAGAAUGCGAAAAAUUCUAUCAGAGCACUAAUGAAGCCGCCUUGUUUCGAACAAUGGAGGUAUAACCAUCAGCUUAAGCAUAAGUAAAUAGAUCAUUGCCAUACUGGUGGCCUUACAUUGUACAUCAUACAUGGUUUCAUUGGUUAAUUGAUUGAUUGGCAACAACGAAGAUCAGUGUCUAACCAAAAGGGAGGUCAUCCUAUUAUACUUGAUGAUUGUUGUACACCAUUUGAAAAAUUGUAGGAAAAUGUGUUUGAACUGAUAUUUGCACCAAAUUACACUACAAGAGUAUACUACUUAUUGAUUGGGAUUGGUGGCCAAGUAUUUCCAUGAUUAAUUCAUAGCAAAAAAGUCCAUUAUCAUCUACUGUAGUUUAGAAAGCAAACUUUUUCACGAUUUCAAUAAGGCAAUAGUAGACCUUAUUAUUAAAAGUUAGCUUUUUGACAUUCAUAAUCACAAGGGUUGGUUGAAGGACAGCACCACCUACCAUGUAGCUAAUUUACUCACAUUGGUGAUAUAUUUUCUUGCUUAUUAUGAGUCAUUUUUAUUUUACCCAUAAAA